CCUACUUUCGUUUUAGAUAGCACGAUAAAUAUUGCGUUUACUUCAGUUAUGUUUGGCAAAAUAUGUAGUAAUAUAUUUGAGUAUAUUUAAAGAAUGUGAAAUGUAAACUUGCUAUUGAUAAUAACUAGGAAGUUUUAAACAGGAUAUGUUUAAAUGCAUGGGUGUGUGUUACCUCAUGCGUUCCUCCGAAUAACCGGAACAAUAUAUGGAAGAUUGUAUUGGAAAUAACGCACAUAUAAAAAUAUUGUAUUUUGCAGCGGACAAUUAUAUGUGAUAGUGAGGUUGACUUAAUAGUAGUUUGCAAAAGCUGGUGGUUAUUUGUUUGACUCGACAAAUGAAAACUUGGAAAUCACCGGGUUUUUCUAUUGACUGAUCAUUAUCAAGGAUGUAUCAAAUUACAUAGCAUGUUAACUCUUAACAUUUGUUGAACUAGAUGCAAUAAUUAAAUGUUGUGAUCGGUAAAAAUAACCACAAAGCUGCAGUCACGAUCUAGACAACAGAUGCAGUGUGUCUGCUGCUUGUCUCCAGUAUGAACACUCUGAGGGGUUCCUCACACUACCUCUGGGAUGUUUCCAAACCCCUCGGUCAGGGGGCCACUAGCAUGGUGUACAAGGGACGUAAUAAGAGUUCUGGGGAGGAGGUAGCAGUGAAGGUGUUCAGUCGUGCUGCACAGAUGAGACCACACGAGGUACAGAUGCGGGAGUUUGACGUGAUGCGCAAGCUGGCUCAUCGUAACAUAGUACCUCUGCUAGAUGCAGAGGAAGAGCAAGGCACGGGUAACAAGGUGAUAGUGAUGCAGCUCACAGAGCAUGGCAGCCUGUUCAAUGUGCUGGAGGAGCCUCAUAACGCCUAUGGCUUGCCUGAGGAGGAGUUUCUUAUUGUGCUGGAGCAUGUCACUUGUGGUGUGAAAUACAUGAGAGAACACGGCAUAAUACACAGAGAUAUCAAACCUGGGAACAUUCUGCGAUAUAUUGGCGAAGAUGGCAGGUCGGUGUACAAGCUGACAGACUUUGGGUCGGCCAAGCAAGUUCAGGACGAGGAGGAGCCAUUCAUGUCUCUGUAUGGAACGGAGGAAUACCUGCAUCCAGAUAUGUACGAGAAAGCCCUAUUACGUGCACCAGAUAAGAAGCAUUUCACCUCGAAAGUGGACUUAUGGAGUUUGGGUGUCACCUUCUUCCAUGUGGCCACUGGAGAACUACCAUUUAAACCAUUCGGUGGGAGGAAUAACAGGGAAAAAAUGUUUGAGAUAACGACCCGGAAGGAGUCCGGAGUUAUCAUGGGAGUUCAGCACAUUGAGAUGGGGCCUAUCCAGUGGAGUAAGGAGCUGCCAGGGUACUGCAGACUCUCCGCUGGGUUAAAGUUGCUCAUAACGCCUGUAUUCGCCCGCCUGUUAGAAUCUAACCCAAAGUACACAUGGAAUUUUGACGACUUUUUUGACCAUGUGGCAAACAUUAUCAAAAAACGUGUGAUACAUGUCUUCUGUCCACAUACAUGGACUUGUCUUAAAGUGUACAUAGAUGCUGAAAAUAACCUCACCAAUCUGCAAGAGUUGAUAGCCAAACAGACGGACAUACAGUCCACCAGUCAGCUGCUGAUCUUUGACGGCCAGCUGCUGAAGGAUUGUGUGCAGCCUUUACUGCCCGUGUGCAAUUAUCCGGAGGGAAUCACUGAAACCAACCCGAUAUUCUGUUUUGACCGAGACUUCAAAGAUACUCCAUUAUUUCCUCCGCCUCCAAUUAGGGAAUUUCCGAAGACUAAAGCAAGUAGUUAUGCGGAGGAUUAUAAAGCCGCUAAGGCUUGCUCGGCUACCGGUUGUUACAUGGAGAAGGAAGUAGAGUGGUACAGCAUUAAACAGGACCUGGUUCGCCGCUCCGUGCAAGUCUACAUACAUGAACUCUAUCAUGAAUGCAGUCACCUUGCGGAUUAUAACAAAUUCAGAAGUAAAAACUGUGAUAAUUUAACGCAGUGGAAGGAGACUUUCCUGCAAAUGUUUCAACAUGAGCUCAGGAUGAUAAAAGUGCUCACUGACACUCAAGACUCUGACAUUGGUGCUUUGUUACGGGAACUUAAUCAGUUUUAUGAAGAAUGUGUUCGCGAUGUGAAUGAGACGUCUAGAAAGAUAACGGAGCUUUCAUACGAGGUUGAGAAUGAACUCAAGCGGUUGCAGGACGAUCACUUGAAUAAAAAGAUUCUAAAAAAGAAGUGGAAUGAUAGCGUUGGGUGCAGCAGCAAGGACAGAUGUGUUCAGAAGGUGCACGUGAUAGUCACCCAGAUUGUCUGUUGCAGUGUUCAGAAGGUACAUGUGAUAGUCACCCAGAUUCUGAAGACCAAGCAGCAGUUUGGAGAGGAUCGGAGAAAAACAGGGGCCACCUUCAACGAUGAGCAGAUACAUAAAUAUGAGAAACACCGGUUGUUUGAAAACUGCAUCAAGAUUGAGUCCCUGUUCUCAGAUCAUUGUCAGACAAAGGCAAAGGAACAGUUCCAACAAUUCCAUGUUUGGUACAGACAAAGCUGGGAGAUACGCUACAAGAGUGAGCAGAUAGAGAAGCUUCUGCUGAAGCUGGCAGAACUGCUGGAAAACUUUGUUAGAAGCCUAAGUCAGAUGUGCCUGAAGUAUAAGGGUGACUUCGAGCGCUGUAUCACAAGAAUAGAAGCCAGUCUGACUCGACAGGAGAGACACCAACAUCCACCCAGUCCACUCAUGCAGCGGUCCGUCUCAGAGAUCAUGAUGGGAUCAGCUGGCUCACGGGACGAACUCAAGAGGAUGCGUAACAUUUUGAUCAGGAGCGUCUUACAAGGGCUGCAUGACAAUCAGAAGGUAGCGGGGGAUCUGCAGCAGGAGCUCCACAGCCAGAGUGAAGACCUCUCCCAACUCUUCAGUUCAUUGUGAUGAUGGCCUUGUAGAUGUAGUUAAUCUGUGAUAAUUAAACAGCACCGAGGAUGUGCUUUAAUUCUUCCGAUAUCAAAACUGAUGACUGAAACAUUAAUUGAGCUGUGAUAGCAAAUCAUCUGAAUGGAACGGUGGGUAUAGGUGAAGAAAAGUGUAACCACAAGUAUAUGAAGAAUAAGAAUGAAGUUGUGGAAACAGUAGAGAGUGGAUUGUGGCUUAACAUGUUACAGUGUGGGCUAUAGAACAUAUGACCGACUACUGGGGACUGGAUAGACGAUGUUAAUGUUGAUCUUACUGUGGGACUUAAAAGAACUCCAUUAAGUAAUAGCAGGUUGACUGCACAAUUUUCCGAUUUUGCCUGCUCAACAAAUGGUUCUUUGGGAAGCAAAUUUGAACCUUUUAGGCUUGGUUAUAUGGUUCUGAACUGCCAAUUACAGAUGUAAUGUUUCUUCAUAGGAAUUGGUGGAUUUUUUUUAAUGAUAAUUUUAAUUUAUUGUCAGUUAAUUUAUCGCAGUCGUCAUUAACAUUGUUAUCAACUUAGAGACCAUAGUCUAGUCCCAAAGACUGAAGGGCGGUUAUGUAUACAGAACCUCCUUUAAAUUUGUUAAAAUCAUUGUGGUCUUUUUGAUAUGUUACUCACCAAAGCUAAAAAUUCAUUUUUAUGUGUUACUCACCAAAAUCCUCACUGGUCAGGGUUUUAAUAUUCGCUGUGUAAAAUUGUCCAGUGGUCCACUACUAAAUUUGUUCAAAUCAUGCCCCUGGGUGUAAAAAUUGCCAAGCCCCAGAGAUAACAUGGUUUAUUAUUAACUUAUAUACCAAAAUAACUUUAAAACAUACUAUUCUAAAACUACAUGACGCAAAGGUUUGGUAUUUGCCAUGUGACAUUUCAUGGUGGACUAGCCCUCCCUUGGGGUUACUUGUUUCCUUGAUAUUUUAUGUUGUGAAAACUUUAUAACCUUCUGCUCUAAAACUGCAAGGCAGAGUUUUAGUUAGUUUGUAACAACAUGCAAUGUUCUUUUAUCAAUUUUGAUCAGAUGAUGCCCCUGGGGUCGACAUUGACUCCAGUUUGGGUGUUCUUUAUAUGUAUAUAUAGUAAAAAGUGUAUCUUUCUAUGUAUCUCUCUAUCUCUGGAGUGGGGGGCAUAAGGCAUUUCAUUUGUCUGUCCGUCAGUCUGUGCGUAUGUGCAUUUUGAAGCUUGUGUUUUGAGCUACUCUUUAAUACUGGGUGGAUCUCGCUCAAACAUUCAUAGUUGAAUGACUUUAUGUUUGCAGUUGACACCAACUUUAUUGUUAAAGCGAAUUUUAGCUAACUCUAUGAAGUAGUAUAAAUGAACAUGUACAGUUUGAUAUAGCAUUAAGUUUUCUGUUCCUCCUUUUCAUCUUUAAAAACCGUUUCCUAAUGCCUUCUGAGACAUAUCUGAAUAAAUCCUCUUCACCCAUCCGCCUACGGCAAUCUUACAACGAACUGACUUACUAGUAUUGACAACAGUUUUGCCCAAAUACUUUUUAUGUCACCACAGCAAUCUGUACAUUUCAUUUUGUGGUUUGCCAGUUGCAUUUACAUUGUGAAAAGCAUACAACUCCAGUUACACGUUUUUAAAUAAGAAAAUGUAAUAACCAUGUAUAAUUGUAUGCUAUCAAACAAUAUCAACUUUCAACAUUAAGAAAUAUUUCAAUUCUGGUUUGGAAUUUAACUUAUUAAGUGAAAUAGGAGCCUAAUACACACGUUGUUGUAUCAAAAGAAUAACAAGUGGGCCCUAAGGCGCUCACUUGAGACCCAAAGGAACUAAACUAUUCUGAGGUUUACUGAAUUAUAAAUGAAGAUUAAAGGUAGUAUUAAAUUAAACAUGAGGCACAUUAUAUUGACAAACUUCUGAUUAAUAAAAAUAUUUCCAACACAGAAUGUGUAUGUACAUAUUUAAACCUCAGAUUAAAUUAUAACUUACCUAGACAGUAGCUGGUUGUAUCUCCUUUUAACGGACUCGGACUUGGCCGAUAUAUCAUAAGGCCAAAUUUUCUAAACAAUUUUAAUGAAAUUAGACUGUACAUGAGACUAUAGAGUGUUAACAUGGCUGAACAAAAGCCACAUAAGAAGAACUGCCCUUAGACAGCCAUGUUUUUCAAUAGACCGGAACCUCUUUCAAACUCACCUGUUUUUAGAACAAAUUUUGCCCCAUUGGUGCAAAGAGGUACCAUGUGCCUCUAAUUGCAAUGUCACAUGGUACCUUUUUGCACCAAGGGGGAGAAAUGAGCCUCUUUCUGGGAAAACUGGGCUUAAUGCAUGUAGUGUUGUCCCAGAUAAGCCUGUGCAGUACGCAUAUAUAAGUAUAGUAGUAUUGAUACUGUAUUGUGUAUUUAAGACUUGAUUAAAUUUUAUUAUGAUGAUUUCAUAUAAAUGCAAAUACAUGUAUAUGUAAAAGGAA
Messenger RNA from Dreissena polymorpha, 5312 nucleotides. Its product is annotated as serine/threonine-protein kinase TBK1-like. Gene Ontology annotation, cellular component: cytoplasm. Lineage: Eukaryota; Metazoa; Mollusca; Bivalvia; Myida; Dreissenidae. Gene Ontology annotation, molecular function: protein binding; ATP binding; protein serine/threonine kinase activity. The record is from RefSeq and is a predicted model, not a curated record. The coding region runs from base 530 to 2890 and encodes 786 amino acids. Gene Ontology annotation, biological process: peptidyl-serine phosphorylation. The transcript is spliced from 19 exons.